Penicilliopsis zonata CBS 506.65 is the source of this 1278-nucleotide messenger RNA. RefSeq lists its product as hypothetical. Gene Ontology annotation, molecular function: ATP binding; protein kinase activity. NCBI's taxonomy places the organism in Eukaryota, Fungi, Ascomycota, Eurotiomycetes, Eurotiales, Aspergillaceae. The coding region runs from base 1 to 1278 and encodes 425 amino acids. The record is from RefSeq and is a predicted model, not a curated record. Gene Ontology annotation, biological process: regulation of mRNA processing; protein phosphorylation; spliceosomal complex assembly. The transcript has 2 exons.
AUGUCCAGCUCCACAUCUCGAACAUCGAACAUUGGAGCUGGCAAGUCUCGGUACAAGUUUGUUGAAGACGUUGAAGAUCUGGAAAGAUACUGUCCAGGAGGAUACCAUCCCUUGAAGAUUGGCGAUGACUUGGAUAAUGGCCGGUAUCGGGUGGUUGACAAGCUCGGUUUCGGGGGAUACUCAACAAUAUGGCUCGCCCGAGAUGUACAACAGGGUAGAUAUGUGGCUGUGAAGGUUAUCACGGCUGACAGCAGUACCUGCACGCCUGAGGCCCGUCUGAUGCGCUCACUUUGGAGUAUGGACUCGUCCAAGGCACCAGGAAGAGAAAUCAUCCCACGUCUCAUUGACGAAUUCUGGAUCACCGGCCCCAACGGGCAGCAUAAAUGCAUUGUCACUCCGCCGGCACGGAUGAGCCUGUUUGAUGCCAAAGAGGCUUCAACGUAUGGACUUUUCCAGCUCAACGUUGCACGAUCGAUCGUCGCUCAGCUCAUUCGUGGGGUGGCAUUUCUUCACAGCCAAAACAUUAUACACGGCGACCUCCAUCUCGGAAAUAUUCUGGUGCAGUUUCCCGAGUCAAUUGACCAUUAUUCCACUGCAGAGCUGUAUAGCACAUUCGGAGAGCCAGAGGCCGAGGCAGUCGUUCCUCUUGAUAAUGGCAGGCCCUUGUGCGAUGGUGUGCCCACGCAGGUAUUCAUCCCCGGUUGGUUUGGUGUUGGCAGUGAUGAGAUUGCCUUGGGAGAGGAAAAGGUCGUGCUCAGCGACUUUGGAGAGUCAUUCAACCCUCAUCAAACGCCGAGGUUCGCAUCCAAGACUCUUCCUCUCCUCCAGCCCCCUGAAGCCCGGUUCUCUGAUCUGCCGCUAUCUUUUCCCUCAGACAUCUGGACUUUGGCCUGUACCAUCUGGGAAAUCUUCGGUCAGCGGCCUUUAUUUGAAGCUUUUCGCCCAACUGCAGAUCGUGUCACCGCAGAGCAAGUCGAGACCCUCGGCAUCUUACCCCCUGAGUGGUGGGAGAAAUGGCACUGCAGACGGGAGUGGUACGAGGAUUGUGACUUGGAUCUGAAGCCGAAGAUGUCUGGCGGCGUGCGCAGAGACUGGGACCGCAGAUUCGAGUACAGCAUCCAGAAGCCUCGGGCUGAAGCAGGUCUGGAAGCCAUGACAGAAGAAGAGAAAGAGGCAUUAGAGACGAUGCUUCGAUCAAUGUUGACCUUUUUGCCAGAGGAAAGAGCAACAGCGCAGCAGAUAUUGAACUCGGCAUGGAUGAAACUGGCUCAGGGUUAG